AAAAUAAAAUUAUGUUUCAAGAUGUCAAUUCCAUUGAAGAUCCUAGAGUUCGAGCUUACAUUGAAGCUGAAAAGGUACGAAUCUUGGAGAAAAGAGCACAACAAGUCCAACCGGAUCCAUAUCCAAUCAAUGCAUUUGGCCAAUUUUUUAAUGAUCUUGGAGGAAGCGGUGCCAACUUGCCAGAUUACUAAGUAUUCGUGCUUGUUUUCAGUUGUUGGGUUUAUGAUGUAUUUUUAUUUUAGUAACGUAUUUAAUUUAUGUAAAUUUCGACUGAUGCUUACAAUUUUGCCAAAGUCAAAAUUAUUUUUUGUUUUUUAUAAGAAAAAUAAUUGCCAUAAAUCUGGGACUUUCGAAUUAGGCAAAAUACUAUCACAUAUAUCUUUUCCUAAUUGUAACAGGACAAUUGUCUAUUUAAAAAAAAUCGAAUUUCAUAGAAAUCGGGUUAAUUUAUGUAAAAUUCGGUAUGACAAUUUUGUAAAAGACUUUGAAAAUGAACUUAAUUUUCUGCUUAAAGCGAUAACGGAGAGGGAAACGGGACGUUUGUGCGCGGGUUGUGCGUGGCCUGCCUGCGAUUCAAGUGGGCGGCGCGUGGGGAUCUGUCACCAUCGUGUACGGAUGUGGAUGGUGGUCCUGGGCAUGUUGGUGAAUCAGGCUUGCUCUGGUGGUAGUCCCCUCCAAUUUUCAUGGCCAUCCAAGGUACUACGGGGUAGUAAUAUAUUCGACGGGAUGCACGUGUUUGUGUGUAUAUAUAUAUAUAUCGCCGGGAUGCAAAUACAUAACCUUGGGAUCUUUUGUUGUUUGAAUUUUGCACCAUCUCCAAUCAUUCAUGGUGGAGCAAUUAAAUGGAACUCCCAAAGCCUCUCGAAUUUCUUCUUUAAAGACCUCUCGGGUUUAUCCCAAUUUUCCAAAGAGAAAAAUAUCUUCCUCACAAUUUUUAGACUUCCUGGAAACCGACCCGAAUACCUCAUCAUAGUCGAUGUCGUGACGUUGUGCGCAACCCUUCACCAUGAGGCGCGCCUUUUGCUUUGUCACACCCCAUGCUCGUCCCUCUUCACCUUGAACACCCACUUCACCCUUGUAGCCUUGCAGUCGGGUGGGAGGUCGUUGAGACACCACAUAUCAUUCUCUUCGAUGUACUCCAUCUCCUCCAUCAUCGUCUCACUCUACCUGGGACUAAGCUCUGCCUCGACAAAUAAGGCAAGUUUGUCGGUGCUUACUGUGUACAGCUCCUCCAUCACUAGUGCAUGCAGUGCGAAGCCUCGUGGAAAGGCCGAUCUGAUGAUGUCAAUGACACU
Messenger RNA from Striga hermonthica, 1295 nucleotides. The record is from the annotation of a GenBank genome assembly. Lineage: Eukaryota; Viridiplantae; Streptophyta; Magnoliopsida; Lamiales; Orobanchaceae.